CUGUGACAAACUCUUCCAAACAUGGCAGCUGCAGGGAAUAUAGAAGCACUGAAAAAUGAAGUAGUUUGUGCAAUUUGUCUGGAUUUCUUCAAAGACCCUGUCACAGUGGAUUGCGGACAUAACUUUUGUAGAGACUGUAUUGCAGAGUUCUGGGAGAAAUCAGACAGCGCUAUAUUCUGCCCAAAAUGCAGAGAAUUGUUUAAGCAAAAGAAGAACCUGAGACAAAACAAAGACUUGGCAAAUAUAGUAGAAGAGAUAAAAAAACUGAAUGUUUGUGAACCAAAACCUGCAGACAACUUUCUGUGUGAGGAGCAUGAUGAAAAGUUGAAACUGUUUUGUGAGGAUGAUGAAGUCCCUAUCUGUGUGGUGUGUGGGUUAUCUCGAGACCACAAAAACCAUAACGUUAUUCCAAUGAAAGAGGCUGUUACAGAGUACAGGGGAAAACUUCAGCAGUCUUUGGAGAACCUUAAGCUUCAGUUGGAGAAUAUUGCCAGAUAUCAAAGUGAUGAGGAGACCAAGCUCAAAAAAAUAAAGGCCAGUGUGGAAUCUGAAAGGCAGAGGAUUGUCACAGAAUUUGAGGAUCUACAUCAAUUUUUGAAUAAUGAGAAACAAAUUCUUUUCACUAAACUUGAGAGUGAAGAAGACGAGAUGGUAGAAACAGUAAAGAAGAAUCUGAAAACUCUUUCAGAGCAAAGUUCUUCUCUUAGUUCUCUCAUAACUGAUAUUGAAGGACAGAUGAAAUUGCAGGAUACAGCAUUUCUAAAGGCUGUUAGAGGUGCCCUGAACAGAUGCACUGUGAAUAUUCAGGAAAUGCCAAUGACUUCUGAAUUUACACUAAAUGGAUUUGGAUCUCCAUUGCAGUAUUUUGUAUGGAAGAAGAUGCUACCGAUUAUUAAACCAGCUCCAGCUCCUCUUACCCUAGAUCCAAAAACUGCAAACCCUCUCUUGAUACUUUCUGAAGACAGAACAACAGUGAAAUGUGGGCGUACUAAGCAAAGUAUUCCUGACAAUCCUGAACGGUUCAAUUGCUAUCAGUGUGUACUGACGUCAGACGGUUUCAACUCGGGGAGACACUACUGGGAGGUAGAGGGGAAAGAUGGUACUGAUUGGUACAUUGGAGCAGUAAGUGAGUCUGCAGCAAGGAAAGGGGACAUCACCUUGCUACCAAAGGACGGGUACUGGAUUGUGGUAAAGAUGGAUGGAGACAUCCGUAAGAUAGGUGUAUAUCUAGAUUAUGAAGGAGGUCAACUAUCUUUUUACAAUGCUGAAACAAUGUCUCAUCUCCAUACAUAUAAUCACCCUUUCAGUGAAAAAAUAUUUCCCUUUUUUUGGGUUUAUGACAUACAUUCUAUGAUUAAAGUAUGUCACUUGCACUUGUAAGGUAUUCAUUUACAAAUACUGUGUUUGUUUUCAAAAGUAUUCUAUGUUCGUUUCAUAUGAUUGAAGUUUGUAUUUGAUAUAUGUUUUUUAUUUCUUUUGGGUCUUUUGUCAUUUCAAAGUCUGCAUUGUUGUAUUAGUCGAAUUUGACAAGAAAAUAAUUCUGCAUUACUCCAACCUCACCUACCUCACUUCAAAUGAUGUCAGACAUUGCAUAAUUAGUUGUGGAAGGCAGGCUGUUUCUUUAUCUGUGUACAUCUUUUCCAGGAUACUGUAUCAGUUUGAGUCUAACAAAGUUUCACAAUACUUUCAGCAGAGUAAGAAUGUUGUUAGUCUUUAAAAAUGCUAACCUGCUCAUACAGCUUAUGUACAGAUAUAAGGGGCAUAUUUCAGACUACAAAAUAUUAUUGAAAACCAUUCAGUGAGUUCAGCAAAUGGCAGCAUUAUGUGUAGUUAAUUCUACUGCUGGAUGUGUACAGCACAUUUUAAGUUUUGGAAUUUCAGUCAGGCAUUGGCUCACUAGUGGGUGGUGUCAGAAUUCGUGGCCACACUACAGUACCAUCUCAAAUUGUAAAUCUGAAUUAAUGAUUUUGGUAUUUACAGAGUUUGGCACACAUUUUCACCUCAUUGUUCUUAUUUUCAUCACUUGUUCAAGGGAAUGUUUUAAUGACUUUAUCUGACUUUACCUAGUACUUCUUACAAAAUAUAUAAACCCUUAGAUUUCAGCAGUGUGGCCUCACAUAAACAGCUGCAUAGUUCUGGGACUUCUGUGGACUGCCUCAUUGUUGGGUGGCAAUUUUCAGUUGUGCUGUUAGCUUCCCACUGGUCGCUUAUUAACAGGUGUCAAAGCUCUGUAUCAUGGUCAUAGCACUUUAUGUAAUUACAUUUAAUGCAAUUCUAGAUAUUAUUUACAAAAGGACACACAGGAACUGUCAAACUCUGAUGUGGAAAUUCAUUCUUGUCAACCAGCAGAACUAAAGUCAUAGGCAUUUAGUCAGCUUAGCAUCUGAAAUUUUCUCAUAUUACAAUCCCCUCCUUUGUUCUCUGUAAUGCUCUGCCACACGCUUGGUCUCCAGUUCUGUUUUGCCCCAUGCUCAGCAAGCAUUGAAGUGCAAGCAGGCCACACUUGGUUCAAAUUCCUGUACUUUGUCAUGAAGUCCUUUCUUAUGUGUUUGCUCCUUUAUAUUACCUUUGGAUCACUAUUUUCUUUUAGGUCCCAUCUUUCUAUAGAUUUUUUUUGUAAUUUCAGAGCAAUUUUUCAGUUUAUUUUCUGUCCCUCCCUAGGCUUUCAUGUUUUUAUCACUUCACAUGUUACAUUCUGUGACUUGUUGCUCUGUCAUUAAUAACUGUUUCUAUUGGAGUUUGAUAUUUUACUGUAAUGUGCGAGUUUGGGCUUUUUUUUUGCUCAUCAGAGCUGUGGUUUGGUCACUUUUCUUAUUUAUUACUUGUUAAUGUUGUUAGUUGUUUGCCUUUUGCUUAUUUGCAGUUGAGAGAGAAAGAUUCCCGAGUGCUAGUUUUCUACCUUUUUGCAGUCAUUUAUAUUUGUUAGUUGGUAAAGGCUGGAUGGUAGAACUUGCAAACAAUACAAGUAUGGCACAAGAUCAUACCCCAACAUAAACACGUUCUGCGUGUGUUCAGUUUAAGAGAAAAGCACUUUGAUGCACAGUAUGGUUUUUAUGACUCCUUUACCUGAAAUACAAUUAGGGAUAAGAAGCACAAGCUGUCAGAACUGAAAGAGAGUUCUUGGUCCAGUCCUAGUGGGUGUCUUCACCCAGAGCUGUGCCUUUAAGUCAUGGUGGAGGCAUUCAUCAAAAUCUAACAAAAAUUGCUUUUGUGUCUUCUCUCACUGGUGUGAGGUGGACAAAGGCAUCUCAUUUCUUCUAGGACAUCCCAGUUAUCCUCACCAAUCAUCAUUCAGACUGCUGUCCCAAUGAGUUUGGAAUUCAACCUCCAUGCUGCAAUGUCAGAGUUGGCAGAAGAGUCAAUCUCUGCUUGUGGUCUUGAUUUCAGACUGCAGCCUUCAAGGUCGAGUGAUCAAUGUCAUACUUGCAUCUGGUAUUGCCAACUUUGACACCAAUGCUGGCAGGAGUUUCUUCAGCCCCGGAGUUCAGAAUUAGCCCAUCAGCACCAGUUUUGGCACUGAUACCUUUGGUAUAAUCUUUAGUGUCACCGAGGUUGGCAUAUAAGCUUUUUGGGCCAACAGUCUUGGCACUGCAGCUGUGGUCAUUGGGCAUCUUUUUUUUUUUCUUAAACAAGAAACAUCUUUAUUGAAUUAUCACUUACAGCACAGACAAUCAUACAUUUAUAUAAAUGAAAAGAAGCCAUAUUGGCAUAUUUUUGGUUGCAAACAUACAUCACAUAUAAUCCCCUGUACAGUAAUUGCCUAUCUAACAUUACAUAACUCAUUCAAUUCCUGCCUUCCCUUAAACCACAUUCCUCCUCCAAAACAUUAUUCUGUAUGUAUUGUUCCCACAAUUCCCAUUUUUUUC
This is a messenger RNA of Protopterus annectens (West African lungfish), 3866 nucleotides long. RefSeq names its product E3 ubiquitin-protein ligase TRIM39-like. The record is from RefSeq and is a predicted model, not a curated record. Gene Ontology annotation, molecular function: zinc ion binding; protein binding. The transcript has 6 exons. NCBI's taxonomy places the organism in Eukaryota, Metazoa, Chordata, Ceratodontiformes, Protopteridae. The coding region runs from base 22 to 1380 and encodes 452 amino acids.